Molecule: messenger RNA, 3537 nt
Organism: Acanthisitta chloris (rifleman)
Lineage: Eukaryota; Metazoa; Chordata; Aves; Passeriformes; Acanthisittidae
Gene: FAF1
Product: Fas (TNFRSF6) associated factor 1
Exons: 18
Cellular component (GO): endoplasmic reticulum; nucleus
Molecular function (GO): NF-kappaB binding; ubiquitin binding
Source: RefSeq, a predicted model, not a curated record
GCAUGUACUGGUAUUGAAAAUAUUGAUGAAGCUAUAACAUUGCUUGAACAAAAUAACUGGGAUUUAGUGGCAGCUAUAAAUGGUGUAAUACCACAAGAAAAUGGCAUUCUACAAAGUGAGUACGGUGAAGAGACUUUACAUGGACCAGCAUAUGGCCCCACAAGUCAUUCUACAGCAGCUUCUUCAACUCCUUCCUCAUCCUCAGCAUUUCGCCAUGUAGUGCCAUCUAGACAAAUAGUGGAAAGACAACCUCGAAUGCUUGACUUCAGGGUUGAGUACAGAGACAGGAAUGUGGAUGUAGUACUUGAAGACAGCUCCACAGUGGGAGAUAUCAAACAUAUUCUAGAAAACGAGCUUCAGAUUCCUGCAUCUAAAAUGCUGUUAAAAGGGUGGAAGACUGGAGAUGUAGAUGAUAGUACUGUUUUAAAAAGUCUACACUUGCCAAAAAAUAAUAGUCUUUAUGUUCUAACACCUGACCUGCCUCCUCCUUCUACAAGUCAUUCUGGGGCCCUGCGGGAGUCAUUAAAUCAAAACUUCAUGCUGAUUGUCACCCAUCGAGAAGUCCAGCGGGAGUACAACCUCAACUUCUCAGGAAGCAGUACCAUUCAGGAGGUAAAGCGGAAUGUGUAUGACCUGACUAGUAUCCCUGUCCGUCACCAGCUCUGGGAAGGCUGGCCACCUUCUGCCACAGAUGACUCAAUGACUCUAGCUGUAUCGGGAGUGACUUUUCCUUGCCAUCGACUUACAGUUGGAAGAAGAUCUUCACCUGUACAAACGAGAGAACAGUCAGAGGAGCAAUGCACUGAUGUUCAUAUGGUUAGUGAUAGUGAUGGAGAUGACUUUGAAGAUGCUACAGAGUUUGGAGUUGAUGAUGGAGAAAUGUUUGGAGUAGCAUCAUCUGCCUUGAGGAAAUCGCCAAUGAUGCCAGAAAAUGCUGAAAAUGAAGGAGAUGCCUUAUUACAAUUUACAGCAGAGUUUUCUUCAAGAUAUGGUGACUGCCAUCCUGUUUAUUUUAUCGGAUCGUUAGAGGCUGCUUUUCAAGAAGCCUUCUAUGGGAAAGCUAGAGAUAGAAAGCUUCUUGCUAUCUACCUCCACCAUGAUGAAAGUGUACUAACCAACGUCUUCUGCUCACAAAUGCUUUGCGCUGAAUCUAUUGUCUCCUACCUGAGUCAGAACUUCAUAACCUGGGCAUGGGACAUGACAAAAGAAGCAAACAGAGCAAGGUUUCUGACGAUGUGCACUAGACACUUCGGGAGUGUGGUAGCCCAAACAAUUCGAACUCAGAAGACAGACCAGUUUCCACUUUUUCUUAUCAUUAUGGGAAAACGAUCGUCUAAUGAAGUCUUGAAUGUAAUACAAGGUAACACAACAGUGGAUGAGCUAAUGAUGAGGCUGAUGGCUGCGAUGGAGAUCUUCAGUGCCCAGCAGCAGGAAGACAUAAAGGAUGAGGAUGAACGUGAAGCUAGAGAAAAUGUGAAAAGAGAGCAGGAUGAAGCCUAUCGCAUCUCGCUGGAGGCUGACAGAGCUAAGAGGGAAGCACAAGAGAGAGAAAUGGCAGAGCAGUUUCGCUUGGAACAGAUCCGGAAAGAACAGGAGGAAGAACGUGAGGCUAUCAGGCUCUCUCUUGAGCAGUCUUUGCCUCCUGAACCAAAGGAGGAGAGCACUGAGUCUGUCAGCAAACUGCGUAUUCGGACACCCAGCGGAGAAUUCUUUGAGCGACGCUUCCUGGCCAGCAGCAAACUGCAGGUUGUCUUUGAUUUUGUAGCUUCCAAGGGAUAUCCUCGGGAGGAGUACAAGCUGCUGGGCACCUUUCCGAGGAGAGAUGUGACCCAGCUGGAUCCAAAUAAAUCAUUACUGGAGGUAAAACUGUAUCCUCAAGAAACCCUUUUCCUAGAGGCAAAAGAAUAGAUCAAACAAGAUUGUAGGACUAAUCAUCCUUUGAUAAGCCAGAGGCACAGCAUCGAAAGGAAGACUUCUAUCAACGCCACCUUGUACUAUCAUCCAGCUCAGUUCCGUGUCACAAUUUGCCUCUUGCAAGAAUCCUGAAAAAUUGAAAAAACAUAGCUACUUAAAGUUUCACACACAUGAGUAUAUGUUUCCAACCUCAUUUAAAUGAGCAGAGGAUAAAGUUCUGCUAUGAACACUGAACAUUAUGGUUCUGUUGCUCACUUAUCAUCCCGCUUUUGUUAUAAUUAAUGCACUGUUAAAAUGUGAGUGAUUGUUAAGUAGGAUUUUUACUCCUCAAAUGCCCCUUUUUCACCAAGAAAUCUUGGACAUUUCUGCCUGUACUUUUGACACUAGAAUGCUGUAUAUUUGAUAUCUCACUGAGCCAGUGCUCUCAUAUAUAUGCAUUUUAUUUCUGUGUUUGAAUUUCUACUUUGUCAACUAAUUUAAAAAAAACAAAAGGCAGAAAAAAAUUAAUGGGACAUUCUCAGCCAUGAAAAUUUAACAGUAUUAUAGUAGAAAGCAUAUAAUUUUUGUUAGUACUUUCUGACUUCUUUGAUAAGAUGUAAGGUUUUGUUUGGAGAAUAUAGUUUGACAUAUAUGCAAGAUAUUUAUUUACUGGUUCUGCUUUGGGUCUCAGUUCCGAUUCAGUUUAGGAAGUAUUUUCCAUUACAUUGCAGUGUGAAACUGCUUAUUGCAUGAUGUGAAUAUUUAAAUAACAUUAGAAAUGGCCAGUACCAGAGACCUGGUAUCUUGCCAACACUUCAGGAAUCAGCUGAUAUUGAAUAUCAGCUGUUAAAAACCUUUCAAAUACCAGAUACAAAAGUUCUUUAUUUCUCAUUGUGAAAGAAAGGGCAGUUCCCAUUUUAGCAGUUUUCCUUCAUUCUGGCACUUGCUUGUCUCCUAUUACUCUUCUGGUUUAAAGCACCUUGUUUGGUUCAUCAAACAAUAGGUAUUUUAAGGGGUGGUGUAAUAAGAAAUCUGCCUUAUUGUUGCACACUUUGGACAUUUUAACAAUACAUCAUUGAUCCCGUCUCAAAUUAAAGAAAUCCUAGUUCUCUUGUCUGAAAUGUAUGCACCAGCUACCUGCUAUCCCAUGUGGAAAAAUCUGGUACUUUAAAUUUCUCAACCUUAGAAUGAGCAUACUAAGUCUCAGACCAUAAUGUGCAGUUGAUGCCAAACCUGCAUCCAAACUGGUUUGGGUUUUCUUUUCUUUUCUUUUUUCUUUUUCUUUUUUAAUCUCUGGUCUUACAGGAUAGUGCACAAUAGCACUACAGAAUCAUCAUCUGCUAAUCAAAUUUCUUUUAAAGCCUGGCACAUUGUUUUCCACCUAUGUUUAUAUGUAAUUCAUAGUGUUUAUCGUAGCUAAAUGAGUUCUGAUUUGAAAAUUUUAUACUAAGCAAAAACCAGUUGCACACAUCUUUUAGUCUUUCUUUUUUUUUUUUUCCUUUGGAAGGAUGAUGAUAUGAAAUUCAAUGUAUGCCUAUUAUUAGGGUGUUAGUGAUGCUGAUAUAUUGUUACCUUUACCAAAAAUACAAAUUUCUGAGCGGGGAAAGCCUUAUUCUACCUUUUGUAAUUCUGUAAUUAGUGAGU